GGUGAUCAGUGAGUGUGACAACUACAACCAUUAUGGUGCCACAUGUUGACGGAGGGUCAGGGGUCACGCCCGGGCCUACACGGGGAUAAUGGCCGCUCACCUGAUUAACAAAACUAUGCUCAAACCAAACAACUUUGAAAUGAUGUUUACCGCGGCCUGCCUGCCUCCAGGGACGGCUCUCGCCUAGUGCUGCCUCGUUCGCUCUCCUGCAGGGUCGCGGCCUCACUUCUUGACCCGGAGUGUUCAAAUUUCGUAAUUUUUUUUUCCUUGAGCUGGUGAAGAGUGAAAGCUUCCAGUUACAACAGUGUUGGUGUAAUUUCGGAAUCAUAUAAGGUGCAGCUUACGUGUUGUUAGAUACUUUCUCACACCCCAGUCUGAGGGAAGGUUUGGCUAAUGGAUCUCUGGAAAUCCUGCUGUGUGUUUAUGUUUGUGUUGAAAAAGAAAAGUUAGCGACGAACGGUGUUAUAUUCCGUGACGAAGAAAGAUUUUGAGAAUAGGUCUUACUUUUCUUUAAGUGACACCGUUAUGAAUAGUUUGUGAGGGUGUGGCUGUGUGGGUGUUGGUGAGCGGUGGGCCGGGUGCUGUCCGCCUCACAAACACUGGACACAUUAGGCCGGUCAUUAAUGGUCUUUUUUGGGCCUCUGAUGGACUCGAAUCCCCUGAACACCCACCGCUUCGCCACCACUAACGCCACCGCCUCCACUACCAACGCCACCGCCGUCAUUACCAACACCACCGCCGCCACUACCAACGCCUCUGCUGCCGCUACCAACAUCGAUACUGCCACUAACGCUAUUGCCACCGUCUCUGCCACCACUACUAUCACCGACUCUGCUACUGCCAACGACAGGGUACCCCACGAAGCUGCUGUGACCUGGAGGCAGAGACGAGAGGGCGGCGCCGUGACCUUAGCCUCACACGACCUCCCUCACCAUUAUCACCACCACCACUACUACAACCAUCACCACUAUCACCACCACCACCACCACCUGUGUCGCCGUCAUCUCCACCACCGGAGCCAACACCAUGGCGCAGUAGAGAUCGGUCUCCAACAUGCAACUUAGGAACACCAUGAUUCUAGUGUUGGUGGUUUGGCCGCUGGUUAUAGGCUGGGCGCGCUCUCAACACGACGCUGACGCCAUCCACGAGCGAGCACGCCGAGCUCACCUCAAGAGAAGAAUGCUUGAGCGACUGGCUGAACGAGGGAUCAAGUUGGCGGAGCGUGAGAGUAUGGCCGAAGAGCUAUUGUCUCGGCUAGAGCACCACCACUUGGCCAGCACCACCACCGAGCCUCCUCAGUUCCGCCACAAGCGCGACCACCUCGGCAGCUUCCUCAGGGACUCCCACUCGUCCCACCACCAACAGCGCACUCCCUCACAUCUCUUGCAGGAACAGCCAGUUUAUCCUGAAAUGCUGCCAUAUUCUGAAGCGUAUUCUGAAUUGGAGGAACUGGUAGAUGACACCCGUCAAGAUGUCGCGCGAAUCGAGGAAGUCAUAGCUGAAGUAGAGGAGGAAGAAGUAUCACGAGCCGUACAACAUCAGUUCCUCGUCGCUGGACUGCUAGAUCAGAUGAGGGACAAACGGCAAACUUCUCGCCCAUCCAGGGAAGAGCGAAGACAGGCGCGUCAAAGAAGAAGAGAGGAGCGUCAAAGAAGAAGGGAGGAAAAGAAAGGGAAGAGAAACGAAAAGAAAAGGAAAAAAAGACUGAAACUUCCACCAGGAGUGGAAAGCCUGAUAAGAGAUUCUACCAUUGAACUUCAUGAUGAAGAUGGUGAGAAGUUUAUUGACUGUUGUCCUACAAAGCGAAUCUUUGUAAAGAAAAUGGUAGGAAAAGCCCGCGAUAACCGCGCCAUGGAUAUAGAGGAAAAUCACCAGCAAUUUGAAGAGCAUGUGUGUUUAGAGGAGUAUGAGGGCAAGGAGUGCAUCUUCCCGGUCAAGGCACUGAAGCGGGGCACUGUGACCCGCUGUGUCCAACAGUACUCAUACUCCCAGGCUCUUACUCGUCCCUACCAGUCGAAUAAGGACUGGAAGUAUGGCUAUGUGCAGACGAGGUCUGGAUGCUCGUGUCAAGUCAGUGUCAAACGCAAAAAUAAAAAGAAAAAGAGGAAGAGAUGAGGCCAAGAGAACCUGGGUCAGAGCAAGUGCUUGGCCCCGCGGGAUAUUCUCAUGAGAAUCUCAGCACUGUCUCGGUCCCUCCAGUGUCCCUUGUUCUCACUCUGGUCUUAAAACUUGUGGUUUCUGCACCAAUACCUCGAGUAUUGGGAAAUGAGACAUUAGUAGAAAAUAUAUUACUUAAAACAAAGGUAGUGAUGGAAAUCCAACGAGACCUGCAUUUAAGUGUUUCAAUUUGCAUUAAAAGUAUUGACUUAGCUGCAGCUACAGUGUUGGCAGCGACUGGAGCUGCAUGAGUGCAUAACCUGGCAGAGCUUGUAUUAAGGGCAGCGUACUUGACGUCUACCCUACAGCAGAGGCUCAGGAGCAGUAGGGGACGGGGUGGCGGCCGCAUGGAGGCUGAGUGGCCGCGCCCCGCUUCAUCAUUACCUCAGUGCUCACGUCUUGACGUGAUGUACCAAAACCCGACGAACCGGGUCCGCCCGGCGAAACCGCUAACACUCACUUUCUCACCUUCACCUCUACUUCAGUAAAUCUUCUUGAAUCUCACAAUUAUCAGAUCUUGUAUUUAUUUAGUGUUUCUUCAUGUUUUCAUAUCUAUUAACUAAUACAUGUACAUACUAGAAUUACUUUGUAUAUUUUGAGUUUGACAUGACAAUAAGCAUUUCUUGUCUAUUGUAUCAUAUAAGAUAAAAGUAUAUUUUUCUUUACUUUUAUUAAGAGUUGUCAUAAAGGUAUUAACCCCUGGCGUGGAGAACCUGUAUCUACUCCACAACCCCUUUACCCAGGGCCCUUACACCCACAACCAUACCCUCAUCCACAGCCAUGUCCACAUUCACCACCAUAUCACUACCCAUAUCCACCAUAAUAUCCACCACCCACAACAAACCUUAGUACCCUCACAUCGAAAAGGCGUUCCAUCACACUGGUCAACUAGGGAUCUUGUUAAUCUGUCCCAACCAUCUUUUUCAUUGUCAAGAGACCCUGUGACCCCUGAACCCAAGGAUGACACUUGCCCUUUACCACAACAUCCAUAAACCAUGAUUUGUUUAUACAUUAGUGCACACAACUAUAGGACACCUUUACACACACAUCCCUUUCCGAGACUUCUUAUCACCUAGGAAUUGUGAUGCCAAAGGUCCCUAUCAUCUACAAGUCUCCAUUGCCAAGGGUCCUUAUGUCAUCUAUAACCCAUUGCCAUAUUACUUAUUUUUAUGAUUAACCAACUCUGCUACACCUGCAGACAAAGAUAUUCCAACGUGAUUAUUAAGGAUAGUAAUUAAAGCUUGUGGGUUUUCGUUGAUCAAAUACUGUGGCCAAAGGUCUAUCGUUUUCUUCACCCCCAUAUUCUUUUAUGAAAUUUGUUGUCAAUUGUGGCCACUUACAAAUUGUAACAAUGUUGCCACGGACCUGUGUUGUACUGCAAGCCAUUGUUAAAACAAUGGCUUAUUUCCCAUGUUCCAUGUGGCCACUAGUCCAUGUCACUUUUUGUCAUCAUGUAGAUAGUUUCAGAACAUUUUCCUAUCUAAAGCAUUAGUAUGUAUGGAAUAUUCAUUAUUUAAAUGGCCAAAUUAUAAUGAGUUACUAUUGAGCACCCGUUUUCUCCUGGCAAGAAACCUGUGUACCAUUAUCACUCCCAGCUCAAGACUCCCGCGUUGUAUCCAUCUUGCCAGUAGAUGUCCCUAAAGCCCUAAUAAAUCACCCUUUUGUCACUCUGUGAUGCUUUAUUAUUCUAUUUCUUUAUAUCAUUGUUUCUUGAUGUAUCAUGGAGUCUUUUUCUUCCCGAAAAUGAAACGUCCACUUCACUUGUUUUCAAAAAUUAGCUGUAAUUCUUCUGUCUCAGCAAUUUUGGAACUUUCACAUCUACAGCUGUAUCUACUAGACCCAGCCUCUACAUCAUUCAUUCUUAAAGCAACAUCCUGUAGAGUCUCACUCAUUGCACUCUUUAUACUUUUAUUCAAGGUUUGCCACACUUUAGUUUGUGCUCUCCCACCAGCCCAUAACUGUUGAUACCACUCUAAACUUCCACCUUUACUUCCAUUACUUACUAACGCGUUAGUUAAUCUAGCUUUAUUUCUACAAGGAACUUUAAAUGUAUUUGACAUCGAAACUGAACCAGAAUAUGUCACAAAUAUUUAAUUCUCCUACAAGCUACAGUAUUGCAUUUUCCCUAGACAUUAGCCUUUUCCAGAGUAAGCAUUUCAAAAUUGUUGAGACUAGAGAUGUUAUUCAGUUACAUUUUCAGGGCUCCCUCGUUGAUGUUUAUAAACAAGUAAAUAUGUAAUACUUCAGGGAAUAAUAUUGUGUAAUCACCUGUAAGACCCGAGUGACACCAAAGGAAUACACGUACAGUACAUCCCAUACAGCGUAGAAAAGACUUAUGGUUCAUCGAAUACAAAAUUAUAUCGAUCAUUAAUGAUUCAUUACAUUUCAUUAAGAAUAAGAAUCAAUCAUAUCGUCCAACGAGUCACGUCACACUAUACUGGACAUUAACCUUCAAGAAAUUUUGUUCCUUUGUCUUGAUGUCCUCAUGGCUUUGUUCAGUACUUGUCUUGUAUGAAAACAGGUACAGUCUAUAAAUUUCAUUUCCCUCACUAAAAUAUCUUCAGCAAUUCUGAAUUUUCCUUAUAAGUCCACAUGUAUCUGCUUUGUUUGAAAUUCAGUGUCCUUGUUUUGUAAAAUUUAUUGAUGUUAUCUGUUUGCUUGGCUCUACAACAUAGUAACUAACUAGGCAGUUUCUCCUCCUAAGAAUUAUGUCCCAGAAAUAAAUGUGCAUGUCUUUCCAUUAAUAUCCUCAAACCUCUAUGUUUUGUCCUUAGUAAUAUGAAUGUCACGUGGCAUGGUCAUUUUGUGUGCAAUAGCAAAUGUAACUAAAAUUUUAUGUGCCAUAUUUGUCUCUUUGUUUCAAUCCAAGACUUGGCGCAAUGUUAAGUCUUAUGAACUUUUUGCCUUCUGUCUUCUUUCCCACUCUCUAGCAUGCUUUAUAUUUUCAGUGUGAAUCUGUGUCUGCACAUCAAUGUAACUUUUAUUCCUAAGCAUGUAAUGUGUCUGUCUUCUAGUGUCGGUCUGUGAUCCAUUUUUUUUUCAAUCACAGACUUGAGAUAUAACUCUAACAUCCAAGUUGCAAUUUAGUGUGUCAAGGAAAGUACUUAUCAUUUUAAUACUCAUGAUAAAAGUCUAACAUUUGCUGUUGAGUCUGUAAAGUAGAAGAUCAACAUUAGAAAAAAAAAUUCUGUUUAUGGGUCCUUGCAUCCUAGCAAACAUUCAUCCAUCUUGUUAAAAAUUUAAUGUUUUCGAUCAAGUUUGUUUUAAGUCAUAAUUUUAAUUGGUACAAAUAAUCCAUGAGCUAUUAAACAAUUAUAGUUGAGUUGCCUGGAGCGGAUACUGUUGUCACCUCCUAUGACGUGUGCAGAAUUUGUCAUCUUCAUAAGAUCCAAAUCACAAGAAUUUUUAUUGGCCGGAACUAUGCCAUUACACUUUGCUGUGGGAACCACAUAUAAAGUAAAUUAAAAUUUAGUGCAUAUUGGAUGUUGGUGUGUAAACCAUUAAUAAACGUACCCUCCCCCGCAGCCCUUCACCAGAAUAUCCUUCCUCACACUCUCAAGACCCAGGGUGCGUCACCUCUCCUAAGGGAAGGUGUGUGCUGGAGUUGUGGGGCAGAUUAUAGUUUCCAGUGAUAUUAUAUAACUUCUAAAACUUUAUUUGAGUUAUUUUUUUAUCAGUGUUUAUCCAUCAAUAAUUUGUCUUGGCUUAGUACAAUUACCUGGUCCCCCUUAACUUCAACAAAUUUCAGGAUAACUGAAAGUAGCCAUGGCUUUAUUUAGAGAUACAUAAAGAACACUAAAUGAUUGAUUUUUCCAGACGGAAUUCAUAGAUAAACUUAUUUUGGGUUCAGUAGCAAACAUUUUGAUGGAGACUCAAGUUUAGUUUUAGAUUUUUGGUUACAAACAAAUGUCCCAAGAAAAUGAAACAUCCCAGAACCCAUUCUACAGGUGUCUGCCAUAGAAUUAGGUUAUUUUCAUGUGACAAGAUGUUGAGUCAGCUGGCUAAGUUAUUUCAGAGAUGCAGUUGUUUUAUUGUUCUCUCGGGCUCAGAAUCUAUAAAAAGAAAAUUAUUAUUUUUUAUUUAUUGUUUAUUUGUGUCUUGUGUGCACGUUAAAUUCCUUGCACACUUCAGUUCAGUAGUUUGAUUGGUGAAAUUGAUCCAACAUUUACCAAUUACAUAUAAUGUUUCUUAGAAAUACAAGACCAUCUUACACGUUUAGUCAUAAAGAAAAAAAUAUUUACGUACUCAUUCCAGUUUGAGUAUGAGAAGAUUCCAUCAAUUCCUUUGCGUUUAACAGAAGAGAAAAAAAUAGGUGAUGAAUAAUACUGCCAGUUAUAUAACAUUCUUCCACUGUAGUAAUUAGAAAUGUGAGUUAAUAUAAAGUAUUAACUUGAAGAACAUGCUUUUAAAAUGUACUUAUAACAAAAAUUUAUGGUAAUUUAGGUUCUUUAGUGAACUUUUGUGAUUAGUAAUGAAACUGACGCCUAUAACUUACAAGCCAGACUCACGAACCCUCAGCUGAGCACACCUGCUGGUCUUGUCCACAUACUCUCUAGGCCUGAAGUGCCAGGGGCGGAUUCAGGGGGGUCCGGACCCCCCCUUUUCAGAAAAUUCCAAUAAUUUUUCUUUAAUACAGUAUUGUACUCAGGCGUUUUUAUAUAGUAAAGGGUAGUUACUAUUGACCUCAGAAUAUCUUCCAAUAUCAAGUGCACGUGGUUUCAAAAUGGCCUUAAAAUGCCCAUGGUAUUGGUCAGAUUUAAAAAAUAAUAAGCCCCCCCCCCCCUAGCUGGGUGGGUUCGUUGUGCUCGCCAUGUUUCCCCUACCCUACAAUAUUUUGGACCCCCCACUUUUGAGAUUCCUGGAUCCGCCCCUGAGUGCUGUUCUGCCAGACUUAAAAAUCAUUCCGUAUUUACUCAAACAUAUUGUGUGAAAUUUUUUUGAUUUUAGAGUAAAUCAUAUUUGUGAAAGAAUUUUAUGUAAUGAGUAUAUUACUGCCAGAUCAGACGUCAGUAAAAUAAACAAUAAAUUUGCACUUACAUUUCAUUCCUUUAUUUUCAUCCUUCAGCUUUCAUCAUUUAUUGUGUAUAUUAUUCCAUGCCUUGUAAAAUUCAUCAAAAAUUAAAUAGGAUAACUAUUCAAUCCUUUGUAAAAUUAGUAAAAUAGUUUGUGAGGAACCUGCGUUAAGAAGUAAGCAGGGUCUGUGACACAUAAGUUUGCAUGAUGGUUUAUACAUUGUCAAAAUCUAUAAUUAUUCUAUGUUGGUUGGCAUUUUACUGCCCAUGAUGUAUACAACAAGUUACAGCUUUCUCAUAUACCAGACUAACUGAUGACUCGUCUGUGAGGAUCAGUAUUAGUCAGUAUAAUCUAGAUUCUACAAAAUACAAGAUUAUGAAUUACAGUAUUUUAAAAGUAGUCUUGUCAUUGACUGAAUUUUCUGCAUUUUCAUUACUAAACUUUCAGCUAUUUCUUAUACAUUACUGUGAGCAAGUAGUGGGUGAAGGCUUUAACUGCGGAGGACCUAUAUGAAGAUCUGUUGGUAAGGUGAACAACACUUAGUGAUACAUACAACACGACAACAUUAAUAGCACUUGGAAUAAAAGACAUUACUGCCCAGACACUUCAAGAGGCCAGAUGUGAUGAAAUACUUCAAGUACCUGGAAAAUGUAGUCAAAGAGCAUCAAGCUGUUUACGCAGGCCAGAAACAGUGCAUGGAUGAUCUAGCAUUGUAUAUAAUAAAACUAUUAGUCCGAUA
Molecule: messenger RNA, 7909 nt
Organism: Homarus americanus (American lobster)
Lineage: Eukaryota; Metazoa; Arthropoda; Malacostraca; Decapoda; Nephropidae
Product: trichohyalin-like
Exons: 4
Coding region: 1054-2115 (353 amino acids)
Source: RefSeq, a predicted model, not a curated record